Messenger RNA from Porites evermanni, 3807 nucleotides. NCBI's taxonomy places the organism in Eukaryota, Metazoa, Cnidaria, Anthozoa, Scleractinia, Poritidae. The record is from the annotation of a GenBank genome assembly.
AUGAAAUAUUGGAGCGGUCUUCAACCCUUGACUGAAGAGAAUUCUUCUGGAGUGAGCCAACAGGAUAUAAACAGUACCACGUUUGCUUCUCAGGUCAUCGUCGCAUCAUAUUCGACGCUAUUUUACAUGGUGCUUCUUAUUUUGAGCAUACUCGGCAUCUAUUAUAAGCCGUGCCUCAAGAUCUUUACAUCUCAAGCUAACUUAAUGCUCUUUCUUAUCGGGGUUCUGCUGGUUUUUUUGAACAUAUUUGCAGUUGAAGACCAACUCGAGGUCAAGACCUACUUCCGUGUCGCCACAGGCUUUAUCAUUGGAAUAGCAUUCACGAUCUCUGGUGCAUUCCUCUUCUUUACAAAAGCAGAUGAUAAUAACAAUCAUUGUACCCUUGAGCGACAGCAGCCUUCAAUGGGACUCGUGGUUGCAACAAUAACGAUUCCACUUAUCAUCGCUGAAGUUUUUCUGAUUGCUUCAACUUUCGGUUCAGAGAAACUGCAAGACCUAUUCCCCAGGCGAUAUGAUUGGGUCCUUACUAUUUCAGACAAGUUAACUUUCCUUAUUCAGAAGAUUGUCCAAGCGAUCGUUUACAUUAUUCUCAGAUAUAAAGUAACUUCUCAGCACCACAGAGAAAGUGCGCGGUUUUAUUUUCAAAUACUAUCUUUUUUUAACUUCAUCGAAUGGGUAGAUUCGCAAGUUAAUGAGAACAAUGAUGUAAAGCUAAGUGGAUCCAAAGAGAUCUACGGUCCCUGGUUUGACGUAUUUGCAAUGUUUUACAAGGCUCUGAUUAUAGACUACCGCCUUUUGUGCUCGUUACUUUUCCUUGAGCAUUCAUUAGAUGGCCAGGCUGAGGGAAAUGAUUCCACCACGAGAAGAGAUUUAACUUUAUCAGAGCGAAAAUUGCAGAGCCUAGGAUUUAUGAUCGGCUUCACCAGCUUGUCUGCACCGAUUUGCUGCGCCCUCUAUUAUGUACCUAGGCUUCAAAUCCCUCCAUGGGUUCACGCAUUCGCAGUUCUUGUAAACGUGGAAAUCAUUGUUUUUGGAACGCUUUUUCUCUGGAACAAUAAUUUGGUAUCGGAGGAACAGAACAAAGGUUCAUAUGGAGUCAAAAUUAUGGUAGUAAUGUAAUAAAAACGCACUACAGUACAAUUUAGAGCUUUGUAUGUUAUCAAAAAGCACUCAAGCGUCUCCCACGAACCGUCACGCACGCAUCCAGUCUUGAACGCACGCGACCCGAUUCAUUAUUUGAUCCAUUUGGUAAUUAUAUUUUAUUGCCUGCCAGCAAGCUUUCCAUUUUGAACGAUCUCCCGCGGCUUGCUUCGUUCACCAAUGGAAAUGGAGAGUUUGUUCUCUCUCAUAUUCGAGCGCUUAGCCAGACGAAGGGCAUGACGGGGGAUAAAGACAUUGCGAUCCGUCGGGUGUGUGUCCAAUUGUUAGCAGACGUUCUUCAUGAGGUCACGAGUCACUCGCGCCAGUGUGAUUAUACUGCGCCACUUUUGAAGUUCAAGAUAGAACGCGAGAUUCUUGUACUCGAAAGUUCGCGUUUUGGUAAGAAUUAUUGCUAAUUUCCGAUGUUGUGUUUAAAUUGUUGGCCUAAAACCGAGGAAAAUACUUCCGCUAUAUUCAUUCGGCGUUUUCAGCGAUGUAAACAUCAGGGCCCAGUUGUUCGAAGGCCUAUUAGCGCGUAACUCAGGGUUAAAUUUAACCCGGGUUACAUUUUCUUUUGUUCAAAAGCAUUUUCUCGGGUAUUAUUCUCCGUUAUUUUUAAGAGCAUCCAAUCAUCAACUUGUUGACAAAAAGAAUUAAACUGAGUUCACUUUUUAAGCUUUCAUAUUUGAAUUCACAUUUCACACUAACUCAGGGUUGUCUUAACCCAGCUUUCAACAACCCGGCCCAGGUAAACAGUCUAACUUUAUUUUUGGACUCGAAAGGUUGACCCGGCUAGCUAUAGCAGGUUACAGAACUAAAAGAUGGCAAAAUUUACGGGAUUUACGUAAGCUUUACUCAAUUUCUAGUCCAUGCCAAUCAUCAUCAAGUGAACUCACAUCUUAUUUAAGAGAGCUUUAUCUUCUAGUAACUUUGAACGGCCGAUCAUUUCGACUGCAUGGACUGUUAUUUUCAUUUUGUUUACAAUGAAAAAUAUUUAAAGGCUUAAAUGAAAAUAUUAUGACUGCGUGUUUUUGUGCAUUGUGCAUCGGUUUGUCUUUGUGUAUAAGCUUAACCUGAAAACGUUUUCUAGCGAGAGAUCUGUGAUAUUUGGUGCAAUCGACUUUGUCAAUGAAUAGCAAACUAAAACUUAUUUUUGGUUAAUGAAACUGCAAAUAAAAUUGACCGCUAUCUAGCCUGCGUAGCAUGGCGGUUUUGUCGAGCUGAUUGAUUUGUGUCUACACAAUCAAAUAGUACACGACAGCAUUUCAAGAUUGGCGUAUAAAUGUGAAAGAUAAGAAUGAGAGCCAACAAUCUUUCUGAAAUUCGAAAUGCUAUAAGUGAAGACAUUUCAAAUAGCAAAAGUAAACACAGACAAGAAGUCCGUGACUUGCGUUAUACCAAAAACCGUUCAUUGCUUAAUCUUCGCUUUUCGCGCCACAAACGCCGUACUCGGUCCAGACCGGGCGCAACCUUCCAGACGUCCGUGACCUCGAUUAAGAACGUCCGCUGCUUAAGCUCUCUAUUAAGGUCUUUCACAAAGCUUGCGGAUAUUUGAAGAAAAUUUGUUUUUUGUUAUGCCUUCAAGAAGAGCCACAAUAAUGGAGAAACCGAGCUGUCAACAGCUACAAACCUAACUUUGUUGAGUUAUAUCGGUCUCUUCCUUAAAUAUGUCUUGCAGAGCUCAAUUUUUGCGUGGUACGACCAGCCUUGCACCACCCUGAGUGCCAGAGACUUUUCAUGCGCGGAUUUCGGUUUCGGUUAAGUCUCCGCCUUCGGCCGAAGACCUUUCGCACGCGAGAAAAAAACCUCUGGUAGUCAGGGUAACCUUGCACAUAAAUGUUCUCACAAAAAACCUCGCCCUAGCUAAGUAGGGGUUGGUGAAAAUAAUUUGCCACGCGCUGACGUUUCUCUUGUUAACGUUCUUGAUAGAAAAAAAAUUCACAUUUAUCCAUCACAUCGUUUCUGACAGGUCUCUUGCCUAGGUGCGGUCGGAUUCGCUUGUUGGAUGAUGAAGGCAACAAUCGUUGCUUACUGGGCAUGGGCUAGAACCGACAUCAGUAGCCCAAGUUCUUACUUUGCCUGGGAUGCAGCAAAGUUUAGCAUUCGUGGAAUCGCCGCAGCUUUUUUGGUGGGUCUGUUCCUCAAGGUGGAUGCUCGAACCGUACCGAUGGGAAAUCUCAAUGUCGCAAUGAAUCAUUUUCUGGUGCCGACUGUGAUGCUGACCAUUUUUGGCACGUUUGUGGAAGCCCUGAUUGAUCAGUAUGUUGGACCGAUCGAUAGAAAACUCAGGUUGGCAAAAGGAUCAAUUUACAACUAUUUCUAAUGCUUUUAGUUUGUAAAUCUAGACAAUGACAAUUCCCAGAACAAAUAAAACUCAGCUGAACAUUACUUAACUCUAGAAACUUUUUUUAUCUUAACUAGCAUCAGGAUGUUUUUCCGUUUUAGGAGUCAGGGGUUAAGGAAGCCGGAGGUUAAAAGGUUGAGUUGACUGAAAAUAGUUUUUCCUUUUUUAGGGAAGAAGUCAAGGAAUUGAGUCUCAACAUUUUGUUUGACGCUGGUCCGCCCAUGUAUCUUGGAUUUCUGAUUCACGUGUUUUUACACUUUGUCAUCAUUCAGACAAAGAUUGGUCAGCAGCUUCGUGCCUACGGCCCUUUACAACAGUUAUAA